AUGGGAGAUGAAAAUGAACUGCUCGGAGCUUCUGAGUUUAUCAAAGAUCGUCUGUAUUUUGCUACUCUUAGAAGCAAACCAAAGAGCACAGCAAAUACUCAUUUCUUCUGCACAGAUGAUGAAUUUAUUUAUGAAAACUUUUAUGCAGAUUUUGGACCCCUUAAUCUAGCAAUGCUGUACAGAUACUGCUGUAAACUAAACAAAAAACUAAAGUCUUUCACUCUGUCUAGAAAACGUAUCAUCCACUACACCAGUUAUGACCAACGAAAGAGAGCCAAUGCAGCCGUCCUCAUUAGUGCUUAUGCAAUAAUCUAUUUAAAGAGAACUCCAGAGGAGGUUUACCAGGCCCUUAUCUCUGGAACCAGUGUGUCAUACCUGUCCUUCAGAGAUGCUGCUUUUGGGAACUGCACAUAUAAUCUAACCAUUUUAGACUGUUUACAAGGAAUCCGCAAGGCCCUGCAGCAUGGCUUCUUUGACUUUGAGAAUUUUGAUGUUGAAGAAUAUGAACAUUAUGAGUGUGUGGAAAAUGGUGACUUUAACUGGAUUGUGCCAGGAAAACUGUUGGCCUUCAGUGGACCUCAUCCCAAGAGCAAAAUAGAGAAUGGUUAUCUGCUCCACGCCCCUGAAGCAUACUUCCCCUACUUCUGCCAGCAAAAUGUCACAGACGUGGUACGACUGAACAAGAAAAUCUAUGAAGGUCGGCGCUUCACAGAUGCCGGGUUUGAGCAUCACGACUUGUUCUUCAUAGAUGGCACUACACCUAGUGAUUUGAUCACAAGAUGCUUUCUGCACAUCUGUGAGAGUGCAAAGGGUGCUGUAGCUGUCCACUGCAAGGCUGGUCUUGGAAGGACAGGUACUCUGAUAGGCUGCUACCUGAUGAAGCAUUAUCGUUUCACAGCACCUGAGGCCAUUGCCUGGAUAAGAAUCUGCAGGCCUGGCUCCAUUAUUGGACCACAGCAGCACUUUCUCGAACAGAAGCAGCACAGUAUGUGGGUGCAGCAUGACCUCCAUCAUUCAAAACUGAAGCAACAGCAUUUGAGACAAAGCCAGCAGCAGGAGAGAGAUAUUUUCUGUCUCAUCUCCAACAUGGACGACAUAUCCAUCGACAGCUCCAUGCUUAAGCCACAAAGUGUGGAUGAGAAUAACUACAAAGAAGAGGACAUGAUUCCCACUCAAGGCGACAAACUAUUAGCUUUAAAGGGCCAAUGCCAACCGAGAUCUACCACCACAAUGCUCAGUGGGAUAGACACAGCUCCAGGCAACAUUUCCCCUCCCAAAUCUUCCAAAGCUCCUCUUUUUAUCUCUUCCUCUCCUGCUUCAUGGAGACUAACACGCAGCCCUUCCUCCUCUGCCGGCAACCUUAAAAGCUUUAGUCCCCGUUUAGCCCACUCCCUCGGCAACCUCUACGAUGACAACAACUUCCAUGAAGAAGACAGCAGCACACCACCUCCAUCCUUCACUCCCACCCUGUCUCCUGCCGUAACCCAAUGCCCCCCAGCACCUCCAUCUGGCUUUAGCUUUGGCUACCCCACCACUGAUCCCCCACUGCCUCCCUCCCACUUAAACUACAACCAAGAGGUCAAUACCAAUCUCAACAGCCCAACUGGUGCUAAUACUGUAAAUGCUACCCGCACAGUCAGACCUAUGAACAGAACUGUCUACAGUCUGUACUCCAGGGGCAGGCCAGGCCCACAUAAAGGUCCAGUGUGUGCUGGACUCAGUGGGUUUCCAGGACGCUACCUCAGCAAAUCCAUUCCAUCCCUUCAGUCUGAAUAG
Messenger RNA from Myxocyprinus asiaticus (Chinese sucker), 1776 nucleotides. Its product is annotated as dual specificity protein phosphatase CDC14AB-like. The record is from RefSeq and is a predicted model, not a curated record. NCBI's taxonomy places the organism in Eukaryota, Metazoa, Chordata, Actinopteri, Cypriniformes, Catostomidae. Gene Ontology annotation, biological process: protein dephosphorylation; microtubule cytoskeleton organization; regulation of exit from mitosis. Gene Ontology annotation, cellular component: centrosome; mitotic spindle; spindle pole. Gene Ontology annotation, molecular function: protein serine/threonine phosphatase activity; protein tyrosine/serine/threonine phosphatase activity. The transcript is spliced from 15 exons. Bases 1 to 1776 code for a protein of 591 amino acids.